Molecule: messenger RNA, 159 nt
Organism: Podarcis lilfordi (Lilford's wall lizard)
Lineage: Eukaryota; Metazoa; Chordata; Lepidosauria; Squamata; Lacertidae
Source: the annotation of a GenBank genome assembly
GCUUCGGCAUGCCGGCAACUCUCCGCGAGCAGCGGCAGCGCUGCCGCUGCUCGCGGAGAGGUCCGCGAAGCCUGGGCGCGCUGAUCUCAGCGCGCGCAGGCUUCGGCAUGCCGGCAACUCUCCGCGAGCAGCGGCAGCGCUGCCGCUGCUCGCGGAGAG